Molecule: messenger RNA, 213 nt
Organism: Epithele typhae
Lineage: Eukaryota; Fungi; Basidiomycota; Agaricomycetes; Polyporales; Epitheliaceae
Exons: 1
Source: RefSeq, a predicted model, not a curated record
GAGUGCGGUGGGGUGUUGGCGUGGAGAUGUCGCACGUGUUUGGGUCAGCCAAUGUUUUGCUCCAAAUGCUGCAGAAAGGCACAUCUCCACCUCGUGCACCACCGCGUCGAUUUUUGGGAUACCGAUCAUUGGCGGCGCGCAUCGCUAUUCGAUCUGAGACUUCAGGUUCACUGCGGUCAUGACGGCAGGCUAUGUCCAAGUCUCAUGGAACUG